Molecule: messenger RNA, 5319 nt
Organism: Argiope bruennichi
Lineage: Eukaryota; Metazoa; Arthropoda; Arachnida; Araneae; Araneidae
Product: protein phosphatase 1 regulatory subunit 3B-like
Exons: 3
Coding region: 321-1196 (291 amino acids)
Biological process (GO): regulation of glycogen biosynthetic process
Cellular component (GO): protein phosphatase type 1 complex
Molecular function (GO): protein phosphatase 1 binding; glycogen binding
Source: RefSeq, a predicted model, not a curated record
AUUGGUUGCUAGGUGGGGUGCACGUGAACACGAGGUGAUGGUGCGACACCAUCCCCAUCUCAUGCUAUCAGGUAGAGAGUAGCAUUCUCUGAUUGAAACAGUGCGCGGUGAACACAGGCUGCAAAUUUCGUCUGCGACACUCAGCUGUGGAAUCCAAUAGCUAUAAAUUUAUAAUCGUUUGCUUGCUGUAUCAGUUGCAUAUAUCAAGGAAUACGAACGCCAUGGCAAUUACCACAGUCUCUAAUCAGUAUCCUUGAAAUGGUCGAAGACCUUCGUCCUUGGUUUCAAUUGAACCGACAUUCAGCCGAAGAAUCGUAAUCAUGCCAAUUGAUUUGGAGAUGAUUCUGUCUGCCAGUCCUCCCAUUUUCAACACACCGUCUUUUAUGGAUUUUGGUUACGGUCACUUCAGAGAUCUUCACAAUAACAAUAGACACAACAACACCCUCAACUCUGCUUUCGACAAUUUAGGGGACCUCGGGUCCUGUUUGAUGGAAAAGUCCAAUUUUGACAAUGGCAGAGAGGGGAAGAAACGUGUUUGGUUUGCAGACGACAAAGGACUGGCUCUCACACAAGUUAAGAUUAUGUCAGAACCUUCAAACUGUCCUCCCAAAUGGACAGACGAGUUCUUGGCACAAGUUAUCAAGGGUGUGAAACCAAAUCCCACUUCUGACAUCCAGUGGACAGUUCAAUUUGCUCAGCCAGCAUCUGAUUAUCUGGCGUUCAGAGAUAAGAUUCAGAAAAACAAUGUCUCCCUGGAAAAUGUCAUUGUCAGAGAAGGUGAUGACACUAUCACAGGGACCAUCAAGGUCAGGAACAUCGCAUUCGAUAAAGAAGUCUUCGUGAGGGUCACUUUCGACAAAUGGUGCAGUAGUCAAGAUAUAGCUGCUUCCUACGCCCCAAGUGGUAUACAGUCCGGCAACUCACAGUACGAUACCUUCUCUUUCACAUUGUGCAUACCAUCAUCUGCAGCUAAAUUUGAAACAGUUGAGUUCUGCGUGUGUUUCAAGUGUAAUGGACAAGAGUACUGGGACAAUAACGAUGGUGAAAACUAUAAACUUGCUGCAGUAAGCACCAAAGAUUCACCUUCGCCCACUCCUUACACGAAGAAAGUCACUGAUGCUCUGCAAGUGAAUAUCAACUCGUGGUCAGAGUUCGCGAGCUGGAACCACUUGAUCACUGAAGGACCUUAUUGGUAACCGAAUAUUAAGAUCUCGGACUGCUAUUCAUUUACCUACAAACCUUGCCAAGUUAUAUUUAUGCAUUCCAUUUGCGGGCAAAUGAUAUGUUUGUAUAAAAUGCCAAAAUAAUCAGUUGUCAUAUCAGCACCUGUAGGAGAGCAUAAAUGUGAAGUUAAAUCGUCCAUUUUAUACAUCUUCUUGCCGCCAAACGAGGCGUCAGUUCAUCAUCUGUUCAAAUUCUUCCAAGUUUUCUUACUCGGAUGGUUGAACUAUGGUAGGAAAACUACUUUUUGAAAAGCUGUUCUCAUGAUGGAAAAGGAAACACCAAUUUUUCAUCUUUGCACUCGUAAUUUCAGGAUAAAAUGUCAAAAAUCCAGCUGUUUGCAUUUUCAUGUUUUGGCUGGCUGAGAAUGAAGGUUGAUGUCUGUCUGGUAUCAGGCUAACAAUUAAAGGAACCAGUUUUUUUUGCCAAUGCAUAUUUUUUUUUUUUUUUAGAAGAGAAAAAAAACUUUUUUCAUUGCAUCUAAAUCUUUCUCCAGAAACAAGAUCUAUGCAUCUUACGAACUCCCCAAAAGUACGAAAGAAAUGACGGAGGCUGUGAAUAUGUUCUUCUUGUAUUCUUUCAUUGUUGAUGUUUUCUGUUUCAAAUCAGUUUUUUCUUGUGACAUUUUUUAUCGUUUACAGAUUAUAGAAAAGCCAUUUGAAAUAUUUUGAAAUAUUCUAUAUUAUCACAUAUGCAAUGCAAGCAGUUCCAAGACUUGAAACUCUUGGAAAACUUUAAGAUGUUUUAAUCUCUUUUAUCUUUCAUAAAACAGCGCCUGGUUUGAAGAUGCUGAGGUGUGAUGGAAAAAGGCUGUUCAUUCGUUUGAAUUUGAAUUUUUUUUAAGUGCUUGGGCUUCUGUUUUGAUGUUUGUUUUAAAAUAUACCCCCUUUUCUUAUAGAUUAAAAAAAUUUUUUUUAAAGGGAACUUUUUAGGAGAAUUUAGUAGUAAUUAAUAUCCAUGUGUUGUUACGAACCUGGAGUGAUAACUUAAUGCUUCCGAAAAUAUAUUCUGAAGCGUUUCUUAUGAAGAUUGCAUGCGCAUAAAGAUUAAUAGAAAUAAUCAUGUUUUAACUUCCAAAAUAUUUCAAUAUUUAAUACUAGCAAGUUCCAUUUAUUAUAAUAUAAUAAUUCAUGCUGUGUAUAUACAAUUGUUCAAAUGUUGAUUUUUUAAUUCCUAUUUAUUAUAUUCAUAUCCCUGUAAACAAAAGCAUCUUAUGUUUUUAAAACAAAUAAUUUUAUUUAAAAAUUUGUUUAAGAAUAUUUAUGAAGUUCGUUAUGGAAUAAAUUGUUGGCUCUAAAAUUGAAGGAAACAUCUAUGGAAACUUGUAUUUUGUGCAAAGUUUGUAAAAAAAAAUUAUAGGAUGAAGUUUAUUUCGUUUACUUUUUUGUUUUUAGUGGUACUGAAUUGUGAAUUGAUAUCUCUAAACCUGGCUGAAUCUAAAACAAUUUUCUUAAAUACUCAUUCAGUGUUUUUAUUAAUAUAAAGAGAAGCUUCUAGAAAUUCUAAAAGAAUAAAAUUAUUCUUUGUAAAAUAAAUGUGAUAAAUUUUUGCAGUGAUAUUUGAAAAAUUAAAAAGUGCAAUGAUAAAUGAGCAAAGUUUUUAUCGCGCAUUUUUAAAUAUUUUUUAUUUUUUUAAAAUACAAGAAUCGAAACUUAAUUUUUCUUGUAAUACAAAUAGUUUUAUGGCCGGAAUUUAUAAAAAUUUAUAAAGGAAUUGUUUUAUGAUUUUUUCUCCCUUUUAACUUAAUUUUCAAAAGCAGCUAUAAGCUGAAAAAAAUGAUUCUAUUUGAAGCUCAUAGCAUGAAUAAUUAUCAUUAGAUUGAUUAUUCUUCUUAUUUUUUCUCACAAUAAUAGUUGAUAUGUUUGAAAACCAUUAUUGUAAGGAAGAGUGGAGGCCCAUCUAAAUUUUGCCAAAAAACAAUAGAUCCUGAAUUGUUAAUUCGGUUUAUUUAAUUUUUCAAGAAAUAUCUAUAUAUUAUACAGAAAAAAUUAGCUGUAACAAGUCUGUAAAUCUGGGAAGUAAUUUUUUUGUAUAAUAUUUUCGGUGAUGAAGCAACACUUGUUUUUUUAAAGUAUUUAAUUAUAAAUUAUAUAGUUUUUAUAGUCUCAGGAUCAUUCUGAAUUUUUUAAACAAAGGUUGAUUGAUAAGAGAAUCAAUAUUUCCGGAAGUAGUGAGCAAUUUUACGUACAUUUCACGUAUAAGAUAGAAUGUUAUGUUAAUUUUGUGGGAAGUUAUAUCUACUUUAGAUAGAAUCGGUUUGGUAUUCUGAGAAGCAUGGAAUAAAAUUAGGAGGAAAUUUACGCGUAAAACAAGACACCCCCCCCCCCCAAGUGCUCAUUAGAUAUUUGGUUUCAAGCAGAUUCAGUGAUUGCUUUUGAAUUUUGAUGUCUAUUGUACUUUUGAAAAGCUGUCAGCUUUGAUUUGAGUGAUUAAAAUAUGAAUGAAUAUGCAUGCAAAUUGUGAUUGUCAAAAUAAAAUCUAAACAGCCAUUUAAUGUGUUUGAUUAACUAUUCGGUGAUUAUUUGUAUAUGCACCUCAUUAUUUAUACCACUGUUAGCGUUUUGCCAUUCUUAUUUACAUUGGUAACACGCAAUUGAAAAGACUGGUAUAAGUGCCGAUAAGUUUUCCAUCAGUAUAAUAAAUGCAUGAUCAUUUUUAGUUUUGGACUAUCGAUAAUAUGUGUUCAAACGUGCUUAUACAAUUAGAACAUCUGUAUCAAAUAUCCACUUUCAUUAACAUAUGAAAUGUAAUAUAAGAAUUAAUGAAAUGAAAUAAUUGUUUGCAAACACAGUACUAUAAUGAGCUAAUAAAUGAUUUAUUUGCCUCUUAUCAUUAUAAUACUGUGUUAAAAAGUAUUGACGGAUUUUAAUUCAAGCACAUCUGCUUUUUGGAAAUAAAUGCAUUACAGACCGAUCGAUUUUGUUUCAGGGCGUUGGUUAUUUUUAAAGAAUUUGGCUGGAAAAAGAUGAAACUUUUCCUGUUAAUGAGGUCACGAACAUUGGUUUGAAAUAAGAAACUCUUAAUUAUGUUCAAGAAAUAUUAAUAAUAAUAAUGCUUUCAAACUUUUAAGAGGUAUUUAUACCAAAUGAAAAGAAAAAUUCCUUUAUUUUUAGUCAAAAAUUCACCAUCCCGGGGGGGGGGACCUAUAAAAGAGAGUAAAUUGUUUCAUAACCAGAAACAUGGGGUAAUUUAUUUGUUCGCGAAUGGACUGCAAAAGAAUUCUCAUGUUUUUGGUUAUUAAUUUUUGUAAGGUUCAGCGCAUGCAUAAACUCAUAACUUUAAUUGGCAUGGCUUAGAUUUUUAAGCUAGUAAUGCGAGCCAGUGAGUAUCGCAUAACAGUUUUCAUAAUUGAUAAUUAGUAAUCAAUAAGUUGAGAAAAAUUCACCGAGAAGGCAUCGGAACAGUUUUUCUCAUCUUCCUGAGCAGCUUUUUGUCAUUUUUUCUUCUUUUUUAAAAAAUUUAAACAAGCCAUCGUAUAGUUUAAACCGAAACCGAAGUCUGAUAAAUAAAAGAUUUGCUGGAAUUCAUAACUUUAUGAUGGUAGAAAAAUAUUCUGAAGAGUGUGAAUUGUGUAUGUGCAUAUCAUUUGUAAAUAAAUAUCAUCCCACGAACUGGUAAUAAUACAAAAGAGCUUCUCAUUUGAGUUUCAUUUGGUGACCAGCAGCUCUCUGAGUUGAAGUGAGUAGUGGAAUUUAUAUUCAAAUGUUUGAGUUAUGUGUUGAUAAAAUUGACUCGAAAUAUUUGUUGACAUUUUAAAUUUUGUUGUAUAUAAAAAAAGUAUAUUUAACUUGUUGAAUUGGUUUGUUGCAUAUAUAUUUACAUACCAACAGUAUUUGUAGAUAAGUCAUUUUAAGAAUGGAUAUGUUCCUUGGUUGAUAAUUCAUUUUCAGAAUUAUAGUUGUAUCAUUUUUGAGACUGAGGUCAUUGUUUAUAUAUCAUGUACUGUGAUUGUGCUGCUGUUGGCGAAUUUUGAGAAUUUGCCGAAUGCUUCGAACUAGCUACAACUUGACUGUGUGCCAUACUAUUAGCAGUCGAGUUUACUUGUAGAAUAUUCAUAUGAUUUCCUUCUCAAUACAAUAAAAGUAUUUUAUAUAAAUA